This is a messenger RNA of Penicillium brasilianum, 517 nucleotides long. Lineage: Eukaryota; Fungi; Ascomycota; Eurotiomycetes; Eurotiales; Aspergillaceae. The record is from the annotation of a GenBank genome assembly.
CGUCAGCGGUGGGAUAAAGAAUUCGAUUUGCCGGAUGACUAUGUUGAUCUAUCUUCACAUGGUGAUGAAGUCUGGGAGAGCGAAUGCAAUGAUGACUGUCGUGACCAUGAUAAUAAAUUUUGCGACGGACAUCCAUCACAUCAUCAUCACUAUCACCAUCAUCAUCAUCACUAUCACCAUCACCAUCAUCACCAUGGACCUGGUCAUGGCUACCCAGGGCAUAAUCAUGAGGAUGAUAGGGAAAAAGAUCCACGCUGUGGCUGCCCAGGGGAUGGAGGCCAUGGGGGAGGAGGUCGUGGAGAUGGAAAUGGAGAUGGAGACGGGGAUGACGACGGUUGUUCACCCCCAGGAAGAGGUGGCUGUCCGGGAGACGGAGGUGGAGACCCGCCAGAAAGGUGUCCCGGACAUGGGGGCCAUGGUGGAGGAGGCCAUCACGGAGGAGGCCAUCACGGAGGAUGCCCUCAUCUAGGCCACGAUCCCGACUGCCAUCAUGACUAUCCUGGCCAUGGAAGAGUUG